AUGGCGCCUAACAACACCCGAGACAACUUCAAUAGCCAGCGCAUCAUCAACCAAGACGACAGCCCCAGUGCCCUGGCAGAGCGUCCUCCCACUGCCAACCGGCUUGAGCCAACCAAUGGCCUUUUCCGCCCUUACACCCCGUCGACCCUCGCAGCCCUCAACCAGGACGACUCUCCAACUCCCGCCAUACAUCAUGGCUCCCGUGUACAGUCUCUCCGCAACCAGUCAGAUUUUCCCGCGCCAUGGCCAGUACCCACACCUCCCUCCAUCGGCGACAACUCUUCUCCUUGGGUCCGUUUGGAUCCGGUCCCUCCCUUAACCUACCACUGCAGCUCUAGGUCUACCACAUCUGCCCCCAAUUCGACUUCGCUCUUCGGAAUCUCUGGGACAUCCACAUCCAGAUUCAUCGAGAAUGGGGUAAUCCUCACUCCCUCAUCAUCCGGCAACUUGACUCCGACCUCGGGCCCUCAAUACCCAACUCGUCCCCCCCGUCCAGCAGGGUCGACUUCGAAUCCCAUCAAUGCGUCUUCCGACCGCGACGCUAUCAGGGUGGUCAACCCCAGCAUUGGUUCAGGCCAGUUGCCCGCCAACCUGACUCCAACCUCGGGCCCUCAAUACCCAACCCGUCCCCCAAGGUCGACUUCGAAUGCCAACCAUGCGUCUUCCGAUCGCGACGCUAUCAUGGCGGUCAACCCAAGCCUUGGCUUGAGUCGAUUGUCCAUCGGCUCGGGUCCUACCCCGGGCCCUAGAUCUCAGACUGGUGCUGCGAAGUCGGCUGCGGAAGUCACCUUUGAUUCUUCCGAUUCGGAUUCAGACUUCGACUCCGAGUCGGACUCUGGUCGCGAGCCCGUUAUAAUGGGCAAUUCGAGCUCCGUCCGUGCCAACGCUUCGGCUCCCACCACCGUCGAGAAUGCUCCGCUUCGGUUCCUCAAUGCGCUUCCGCCUAUUAGAGACCCUUUGUCGGCGUUUCCUCCGGGGCCUAGGGGAGUUCCCUGGCACAACUUUAGUAGGCUCCCGCAUCCAUUGGGCCUUGUCACCGUCAGACACCGCAGACGUCCAUCUUUCCACUCCUCAGACGAGGAAGCAAUGCCCAUGCCCAGCCGUCGCAUCGCAGGCUCAUGGGAGACUCGCCUGGCACGUUCACAAGCUAGAUAUCAGGCGGCCACGGGCAACUCGCAGUGCUCUGGAUAUGCGCAUCGCCCCCGUCAGUAUGGCCCUCCCAGCAACGCCACCUCUUCCCAGCCAACCGAAGGUCGACAGCCGCAGGGUUUCCGUCCCACUUGGGCUGCCAUGCGUGCCAAACAGGGCCAGGCCAAGGACAACGACAAGGAUAGGGCCGCGCUCAAGGCCAUGUACGGCAUCUCGCCCAACUACGCCGGCGACCCGACCAUCGAACGCAAUCGCUCCGCCGACAUCCCCGAUAGCGAGAACUGCGCCCUUUGGAUCACCUUCCUUCCGCCCGACGUCACCCACCGCGAGAUCCUCGCCGAGAUCCGCAACAUGGGCCGCAUUUGGAGCGUGGUGAUUAGCGGCCCCGAGCCCGCGAAGAACCACCACACCGCGGCUGCCAAGGUGGUCUUCUUCGAGCUCGGCGCCGCGCAGAAGUUCUACGCCAUGAGCUGCAACCCUGCGCGCCGCUUCAAGGUCCGCGGCCACGUCACCAAGGUCGAGCUCAACCGCAUCAAGACUGCGCAGGACAACCGCCGCAACAACUCUCGCGUGCUCCGCAUCAAGGGCCGCCCCGACGUGGUCAACAAGGAUGCUCUCACUGCGUACUUCAAGCAGAAGAUCACCUUCGAGGUUGACGAGGUCAUCACCAUCGUCAUGAACGAGGACAUGGGCGACGUGGAGUACCGCUUUGGUAGUUUCGGCAACCAGGCGGAGUUGGCAUACCUGGCUUUGCAGCGCGAGUACGAUGUUGGCGGCAUUCAUUCCCCGUACUGGGAGGUUCAGUACGGCCAUGACCCCUGCGCGCCGCAGCCUAGCGCGUACAACUGA
Colletotrichum aenigma is the source of this 1998-nucleotide messenger RNA. RefSeq lists its product as uncharacterized. Lineage: Eukaryota; Fungi; Ascomycota; Sordariomycetes; Glomerellales; Glomerellaceae. The transcript is spliced from 2 exons. Gene Ontology annotation, molecular function: nucleic acid binding. The coding region runs from base 1 to 1998 and encodes 665 amino acids. The record is from RefSeq and is a predicted model, not a curated record.